GCAGGGGUCCAGUAUCUGCUCUGUAAUCUGGAAAGCGCCCUCUUUUACUUUCUCCCAUCACUCAGGAAAUCAAAAUGGCUGCAGAGAGUGAAGUAGCCAGCAGCGUUCUCGGCUGGAUCUCCAUUGCUUGCUGGAUAAUUGUCUAUUCUCCCCAGAUCCUAGAGAACUAUCAAUUACAAAGUGGAGAAGGAUUAUCCUUACUAUUCGUGUAUGUCUGGCUACUCGGAGAUCUUUGCAACCUGGUAGGUGCGGUGAUGGGCGAACUACUGCCCACUGUCAUCCUUCUAGGAUUAUAUUACACUGUUUGCGAUUCGAUACUAUUGCUGCAAGUUUACUACUAUCGUGCGAAAAGGCGAAGAGCUACCGCAAUAUCAUCACUGGAUACAGAAGAUUUCCCAACUGAAGCUUCGCAUCUAUUAGACACUAGUGCGAUUUCGAAUCAUGCCAGUAGAUUGGAUUCCAUGAAGAAGCGAACUUUGCGAUAUGCUGCCGCGGUUAUAUUCGUCAUUGGCGCUGGCGUCAUGGCAUAUUUUAUCAGUGACUCGUUAUCAAAUGGCACCGAGUCUCCGCAUUCACAGAAAAAGGAGGCCUUAGAUUGGAAGAUUCAAAUCAUUGGUUGGACGAGUGCCGUAUCGUACCUGGGUGCUCGGAUCCCACAGAUUCUCAAGAAUUUGAAGACCCGAUGUGAAGGUCUCUCCCCAGCGUUGUUUCUGUUCGCAAUAAUGGGAAACAUCACCUAUGCCUUAUCAAUAUGUGUUGCAUCUACCGAUCGGGAGUACCUAAUCAAGAAUGCAAGCUGGCUAGCGGGAAGUGCAUUGACGGUCUUUCUCGAUAUCCUGGUCCUCGGCCAGUUUUUCUAUUAUGGCUUGUUUCCCAAGAACACGGAGGCUUUGUCAGGGGGCGUUAUGUCCACUGAAAGCACUUAGAUCAUGACUAGAAUGACCCCAUAACUUAUCUGUCGAGAAUGCAGGGGCGAGGUGUGACGUUUUGCUUAUGAAUUAGAGAAGCUAUCAGCUUAUAGGACUGCGUUUUAUGCUGUAUACCGGAGUUGUCCCAGCACCUAGAUAAAAUGUACAUUGUUUGCUCACUGGGCCACGUUCGCUAUGGUGCUUUUGACCCGGCUGGCUGG
Messenger RNA from Serpula lacrymans var. lacrymans S7.9, 1129 nucleotides. RefSeq lists its product as uncharacterized. Lineage: Eukaryota; Fungi; Basidiomycota; Agaricomycetes; Boletales; Serpulaceae. Gene Ontology annotation, biological process: basic amino acid transmembrane export from vacuole. Bases 75 to 926 code for a protein of 283 amino acids. The transcript is spliced from 8 exons. The record is from RefSeq and is a predicted model, not a curated record. Gene Ontology annotation, cellular component: fungal-type vacuole membrane.